AUGUUUGUCUUAAAGUAUAUGAGCUUAGCGGCGACGUUGCUGGCAAUACCCCAGUUGUGCGAGUUUGUUGACGAGGUGUGCAGCAAAUACGAAAAAUCGUUGGAGGACGAGCUCCUCGAAGCGACCUAUCUCGAUGGCAGUCGCCCUCCAGAAGAUCUGAUCAGCAUCGAUAAGAUAUCUUUGGACGUCACCGACGAUUCCCCCUUCGUCGACAAAUGUAUGUUCAGCUUAAAGAGUCUGACCGAGGUAUUGAAGCUGUGUCACUACGACACCUCGCAACUUGCACAGCCCUUGUUUUCACAGAUCUCUGCGGACCGUGGAGGCACUGGUAGUGAUGCCGAAACUUCAAGUUUGUCACUGGAUCUUACCAGUAUCGAUUCAUCGAGUUUAGAUGGCAGUCGGCGCUCGAGUCUCAUCCUUCGGAAGGACACGUUCAUCAGCGGCAUGAAUGCUGAAAAUGUCGGCAUCUUCACUGGUCCGUUGACUUUCGACAACAUUCACAAGGCAAUCAAUCAACCUCUAGAGUACUGGAAGCAGCUAGAGAACGAACGGACAAAAGAGAUAGUUGAAAUGUUCACUACUCUGCCGUUCACGCGGCUCGUUGAAAUUCAGAAGGAAAACAUACACCUUCAAAAAGCUGUUUCAUAA
Messenger RNA from Soboliphyme baturini, 648 nucleotides. NCBI's taxonomy places the organism in Eukaryota, Metazoa, Nematoda, Enoplea, Dioctophymatida, Soboliphymatidae. The record is from the annotation of a GenBank genome assembly.